This is a messenger RNA of Haliotis rubra (blacklip abalone), 1350 nucleotides long. Its product is annotated as serine-aspartate repeat-containing protein I-like. The record is from RefSeq and is a predicted model, not a curated record. The coding region runs from base 1 to 1350 and encodes 449 amino acids. Lineage: Eukaryota; Metazoa; Mollusca; Gastropoda; Lepetellida; Haliotidae. The transcript has 3 exons.
AUGUGGCGGAUGUGGGUCGCGGAUGUGGAUAUAAUGGAUGUGGAUGUAGUGGCUCUGGAUGUUGAUCUGAUGAUGUGGACAUGGUGGAUGAGGAUGUGGCGGAUGUGGGUCGCGGAUGUGGAUAUAAUGGAUGUAGAUGUGAAAGUGGUGGAUGUGGAUGUGGAAGUGCUGGAUGUGGAAGUGGUUGUGGAUGUGGUGGAUGUGGAAGUGGAAGUGGAUGUGGUGGAUGUGAAAGUAGAUGUGGAUGCGGAUGCGGAUUCGGAUGUGGCUGUGGAUGUGGUGGAUAUGGUGGAUGUGGAUGUAUGCGGAUGUGAUGAUGUGGAAGUGGAAGUGAAUGUGGUGGCUGUGGCUGCUGUUGUGGUGGCUGUGUGUGUGGAUGUGGAUGUGGUGGAUGUGAAAGUGGAAGUGGAUGUGCUGGCUGUGGUGGCUGUGGAUGUGGUGGAUGUAGUGGAUGUGGAUGUAGUGGCUCUGGAUGUUGAUGUGAUGAUGUGGACAUGGUGGAUGAGGAUGUGGCGGAUGUGGGUCGCGGAUGUGGAUAUAGUGGAUGUAGAUGUGAAAGUGGUGGAUGUGGAUGUGGAAGUGGUGGAUGUGGAAGUUGUUGUGGAUGUGGUGGAUGUGGAUGUGAUGGAUGUGGAAGUGGUGGAUGUGGAAGUGGAUGUGGUGGAUGUGAAAGUAGAUGUGGAUGCGGAUGCGGAUGUGGAUGUGGAUGUGGAUGUGGAUGUGGUGGAUAUGGUGGAUGUGAAAGUGGAUGUGGAUGUGGAAGUGGUGAUUGUGGAAGAGGAUGUGGUGGAUGUGGAUGAGGAUGUCGAUGUGGAUGUGGUGGAUGUGGGAGUGGAUGAGGAUGAGGUGGAUGUGGAUGUGGAUGUGGUGGAUAUGGAUAAGGUGGAUGUGGUGGUGGAAGUGAAUGUUGAUGCGGAUGCGGAUGCGGAUGCGGAUGCGAAUGUGGAUGUGGAUGUGGAUGUGGAUGUGCUGGAUGUGGAUGUGAAAGUGGUGGAUGUGGAUAUAGUGGAUGUAAAAGUAGUGGAUGAGGAUGCUGAUGUGGAUGUGAUGGAUAUGGAAGUGGAUGUGGCGGUGGAUGUGGUGGAUGUGGAUGUGGUGGAAGUCGAAGUGGAUGUGGAUGUGGAUGUGGAUGUGAAAGUGGUGGAUGCGGAUGUGAUGAAUGUGGAUGCGGGUGUGAUGGAUGUUGAAGUGGUGGAUUUGGAUGUGAAAGUGGUGGAUGUGGAUGCAGAUGCGGAUGUGGAUAUGGGUGUGGUUGUGGUGGAUGUGCCUGAAUUGUGCAUUGAACCGGCUGUUGAUGACCUCGUGGAUGAGGGUGUUUAUGUAGAUUUAUGGAGGCGCCUGUGGUUUUAA